Molecule: messenger RNA, 5410 nt
Organism: Anopheles gambiae (African malaria mosquito)
Lineage: Eukaryota; Metazoa; Arthropoda; Insecta; Diptera; Culicidae
Product: broad-complex core protein isoforms 1/2/3/4/5
Exons: 6
Coding region: 1009-3483 (824 amino acids)
Biological process (GO): regulation of transcription by RNA polymerase II
Cellular component (GO): nucleus
Molecular function (GO): protein binding
Source: RefSeq, a predicted model, not a curated record
AGCCCGGAGCACAACACACGGAGGGCCGCCGACGACGGCGACGUUUGGCGUUCGCUUCUUCGUUCUAUUUAUUGCUGCGCUGCGGUCCGGACACGCGCUCGCUGCCGCGCCAGUCCAUCCAAGCCAACAUUGGCGAGCGUGCGGCUGUUUCGCUCCAACCCACUCUCACUCUCUCGCUGUGUCUCGCUCUCUCUCUCUCUUAGAUGGGUGUUCUUGUCCCCCUUUUGCCCACACACACACACACACAUGCACUGCUAGCCCGCAGCGAUCGUUCGUCCGUCCACGGGAGGGAGGGCCAUUUCAUUCGCGGUCCGCCGAUCGUUUGCGCUAAACGGUGUGUGCUGUCGUGCCCAGCCUCGACCAGCAGCAGCAGCAGCAGCAGUAGUAGUGAUAGUAGGUUCGAUUGGCUCGAGAAUUGGCGCGGGGUGCGGGUCUGCCUCUGCUCACAUAAUCCUUUGGGGGGACGGCUUCGAUCUGUGCGCAACAACAGGGUCAUUGAAUCGGAAUGGGCUCCACGCAGGAAUUAGGUGGCAGCUGAGCAGCAGUUGCAGUGUCCCGGGGCUUUUGUAUUUUAUACGUUCCUUGCGUUUGGUGUGUGUGUGUGUGUGUGUGUGGCCCAGGCCCACCAGUGCGUUGUGUGUUCCUCCGAACGACCGAUGGAAGCGCCUGGUCGUUCACGAUCAGUGCGCACAUCACCUUUGCUCCACCAACAAGAAAGUCAACGGUCGAUCGGUCGCGGUAAAGAUCACGAUUCGACCCCGAACCGAAUGUGCGCGUGAGGCAGGAAGUUUUACAGGAUUGGUAGCACGCGCACACACACAGGAUUGGUGUGUUCAGUGUUCCGUAGUGUACAUGCAGCCGCACGCGGUGUGCGCGAAAUAGUGGCGCACACAUCGCAAAACACCUCCAACCGUGUACAACGACGGGGGGCAAAAGCUGAAAGGAAAUCGAAUCGCGCGUUUCCGUCCGUUCGCUGAAGUGACCUAAAAUUGGCCUUUAUUUUUAAAAAUGGACACCGCAAACACGCACCCACUUGGAGGUCGGCCCGGUAGCUGCACCGGAGGAGGAGGUGUCGGUGGUGGUGGUGGUGGUGGUGGCGGUGGAGGAGGAGGUGGUGGAAGAAUGCCAGGAGCAGCGGGCAGUUCAAGUCCGCAGCAGUUCUGCCUUCGAUGGCACAAUCAUCAGGCAAGCCUGCUCAGCUCGCUGCCGCUGCUGCUCGACCAGUCGCACCUUACCGACGUGACGCUGAUGGCGGAGGGGCAGAAAAUUAAGGCGCACCGGGUCGUCCUGAGCGCCUGCAGCACGUUCUUCUCCGAGCUGUUCCGCACGCUCGAUGGCGCCCAGUACCCGGUGGUGGUGCUGCCGGGCGCAUCGUACCACGCCGUCGCCGCGCUGAUCACGUUCAUGUACUCGGGCGAGGUGAACGUGUACGAGGCGCAGAUAUCCGUCCUGCUGUCGCUCGCCGAAACGCUCGGCAUCAAAGGGCUGGCCGACUUUAACAGCAACCCGAACAAAUCCAGCACACCGUCGACGGAAGCGUCGUCGUCGCGGGACUCCGACGUACCGUCGCCGUACCAUUCGAUGAAGGUGUCCUCGCCGGUCGACAACUACUUCGCCCGCCCGUACGCGUUCGGGGCGGACCUGUUCGAGAUGCGCCACGGGGCGCAGGCACUCAAUCUGAUCACCAACGCGGGCGGCUCAAAUGGAGCGGCAGCAUCGAACAGUGCCGGCACGGGCAGUGCCCCGCACAGCGAAGGAUUCGCCGGCAACAACGCCGCGCACACAAUCGCAGCCAAUCUUUCCACCAGCAAGUCCGGCGACCUUUACGCGCGGUUCGAAGCCGAACGGAACGAGCAAAUGUCGGCGGAAGCACUCUGCAAGCUGAACGAACUGAACCUGCACGCCGAGAGCGCUCUGCUGAAGGAGAAACAGCAACAGCACCAUCUAAACCGGUCAGCCACGCCGGUACGCAUGGCGGGCUACGCGCAGCAGCACGCGAACUCGCCCCACAACACCGCCGCUGCCGGUGACGCCCGGUCCGUCGUCGAGUCGGCACUGUUCGGCAGCUUUGGCAACGACAAUGGCCGGGAUUGCAAACUGUCCGCAAAUGGACCGCUCCUGCUCGGACUGAAGCUAAAAGAGGAAGACAUUUCCGACAGCAUGCACCACCAUCAGCUCAACCAAUCGUACGGUUCCGUCCCGUCCACACCGACCGCACAAACGCCCGGGCUGGAGGAUGCGGGGCGCGUUUCCCAGCCGAGCGCCGCGACGCGCAAAACACUGGCCGCCCAGGACACGGCCACGAGCAAGCGCAAAAAGCUGGAACAAAUCACGGAAAGCCUGAUCGAAACGCUGAAACAGUCCACCGAGUCCGGCAACAAGCUGCCACUGCAUCUGUUCAGCAAACCGCCGACCGUGACGCCGGUCAGCAGCACGCAGAACCCGUACCUGGCGCACCAUCACUUCCUCACGAACGAGAGCGCCUCCAAGACGCCGGAAAACUUUAGCCUCGAGUCGUCGCACCCGAACGCCGCCUCGAACGCGAACGCGCUGCGCGCUUCGCCUUCGAUCGCGACCGCCACCACGCUCGGCACGGCCGCGUCACCGACGACGACCGCACCACCCGGCACCGGGUCGCUGCUCGCGCUCACCCCCUCCUCCUCGCCCGCCAGUGCGAACGAAAAUCUGAUCAAAACGCUUCACAUUACCCAUCCGGCGCAGGUAGCCGCGCUGCAGCAGCAGCAGCAGCAGUCAUCACAGCAAUCAGCCACGCAGAAGCCUCCCUCGUCGAAGCUGUACGCCACGUGCGUCAUUUGCAACAAGCAGCUUAGCAACCAGUACAAUCUGCGCGUGCACCUGGAAACGCACCAGAACGUUCGCUACGCUUGCCAGGUGUGCUCGCACGUGUCGCGGAGCAAGGAUGCGUUGCGAAAGCACGUCUCCUACCGCCAUCCGGGCACACCGAGCCCGUGCGAUCCGGACACGAAGCGGAAGCGCUCGAAGGGCAACGCGUACAGCCAGCUGGCGAAGCAGGACGGGCUGGCGGAGCAGCAGGCCGCAGCUAUCCUGAACCACCACCAGCAACAACAGCAGCAGCAGCAGCAACAACAGCAAGCAAGCAAUCUGCUUGCCAACCUAACAGCGCAGGGUCCGCUACCAUCGUUCCUGCAGUCGAUUGCCGCGCACAACAAAUCGGCCGCCCUGCUGUUCAACCAAACGGUGUCGGUGGCGGCACUAGCACAGGCAGGGCAGGCCUGCAAUCCGGCCACAUCCACCACGCCACCCGCGCCAGCCGGUGGGCCAGCCGAACUGGGCGCGACGCCGGGCAAGCGGGAUGCCACCACCGGUGCCACGGGUUCGGGCGAGACGGACGGUGUCGAAGACGGACGGCCCAAAUCGGCACCCGAUGGGAAGGUGGACGAUUCGAAACCGGAUGACCACCCAUCCGCCCAAACGACCAAACAAUCUGACAAAGACAUUUAAAAAAGACCCCGACGCUGUUGUGCCGUACUCAAGUGGGAGGAGAGAGAAAGAGAGAGAGAGAGAGAGAGGAAGGAAGGAGUCCAACACCGGCUAGACAUGGUGCCAGGAAAUGAGAGAAAAAGAGAUAGAGAGAGAGAGAGAGAAAGAGAGGAAGAAACAUGCAGCCACCCUUGCCCGGAAAGGCAAAAUGCUGCGGAAUUUUACUGAAAAAAGACAUUAGGUUUUAACGCUAUUUAACUAUACAUACGCCGUAAUGGCGCUAGUGCUAAUACGAGAUACGAGUUGAUGUUGGAGUGCAUACGCGCAAGCAUCCCCUCAUCCCCCACCCCUCUCUACAAGCGUGGCAUUCGGAAGGCCCCGUCACCCACACCGUCCUUCGCCAGCGCAACGGUUUUGCGCAAACUUAGGCAAAAUUUACGAUUUUACAUCUCCAUCUCCAGCUUGAAUUUCGUAUUGUUUUACAAAGUUUUUCUUAGUUUCCUUCGUUCAUUUUUUUUACGCACAGAUUAUUUCCCUUUAUUUGCCCUCAGUUGUACUUAAACUUGUUCCCUAGCUGUGAUAGUAAGACAAUAUUUUUGUAUAGACCUGUAAAAGCUCUUUGCGUAAGACCUUUGUUUCGAACGAUCCUACUGCAAUCGGCCAGCAUAAACGUUGGGAAUCGCGUGGCUCAGAUGGCGUACAGUUUUUUAGGCUUUCGGUUUCGCCCAACUCAGCUGCUGCUGCUACUACUAUUAUUUCUCACACUCAGUACACACACACUGAGGUAACAACAACCUAUGUGCCUUACUUCAUAGUAGAAAAAACACGCACUGUUACAUUUAAAAGCUCUGCUACCUCACAAAAUAGAGAGAGAGAGACAACCGUAGAUGAAACAUGCAGGACCGAAUGUACCACUUCUUCGACGUGGUUGCCAUGGAGCGUUUAGGAAAGAGAAACGUGUAAGCUGCUGUACUGUAUAGCGAAAUUGCGCGUCCCAUUUUAUAGCUGUCGAUCGUUUGUUAGGACGGACGGAACCUUCUUCGAACACUUAAAAGACAUUUAAUUACCUACCCAGCGCCUCUCGCACGUUAGUGUUGGACAUUUUCGCGAGAGGCCAAUUUUUCUUUCCACCCCGUAUGUAGUUUCUCCCCGAAUUGAGUUGUUUUUGGUGUAGCUAUUAUUUCAAAAACCUCUACUACCCCAAUCACACCGGAGGGGCACGUGGGGCCCCUCCUCUCCCGCUCCACCAUAUAUUUAUAUUCGAUCUAGUCUUUUUACCCUUUUAUGCGCUCUCCCUCACCCCCCACUCCUACUGCCCUCGCACAUCCAACGCCAUAAAAAGCUGGCACACUACAGAGGGUGGAGUGGGGUGGCAUGAUUCGGUGGCACCGAGGAUGGAAACGGGGGUUUGACAAAAAAAAGAGGACGCAAUACAGAAGAAACAUAAGAAAAGACAAACCUUUCUCUUUUAAGGAUAAUGGAUAGGUUAGUAAAUUUAAAUGAUAUUUGAUAACACCUUAUAUUACCACCAGCCCUGGCAGAAAAAUGUGUUCUUUUUCCCUCCCGAGCCGCGGUUGGUUAAGACAUGCGCGCGCACACACACACACAAACCCUGCGCGAACCUGCACUGCACACCCCACCACCGUUACCUACUGCGCUUACGCCUACCGUCGUACAGGAGGGAAGGGGAGGAGAGAAGAAAGAACGGUUCAAUGUUACCAAAACGGGAUCGAAGUGCACGGACAUCACCAGUUCGCAGUAGGCGCGGUAGGGUGGGUGCGAGACAGGUGUUAUUAAGAAGCUCUAUGGCCUCUCUGGAAAAGAAAUUAGUGAAAAUCUGUUUUAAUCAAGUAUAAAUAAUGUUGACCUGUUUUUUUUUUGUAGACCACUGUGUUGAAACGAAUCAUAAACUAAACUAAUACCAGUACACAAAACACACACACCAAAA